Molecule: messenger RNA, 2607 nt
Organism: Brassica oleracea var. oleracea
Lineage: Eukaryota; Viridiplantae; Streptophyta; Magnoliopsida; Brassicales; Brassicaceae
Product: pentatricopeptide repeat-containing protein At1g02060, chloroplastic
Exons: 4
Coding region: 93-2132 (679 amino acids)
Molecular function (GO): protein binding
Source: RefSeq, a predicted model, not a curated record
UCACAUCGUCUUCAACCUCACCACACUUUGGUCUAAAUCAAUCGACGAUUUUUUCGCCUCUAUUCUUCUCCGUCAUUGUGCUUCCGUCAGCAAUGGCUCGUGGUUCAGGACUUCAUGCUUUGUUCGCCCCCAAGCCUCAACGGACCGAAUCAAAACUCGCCACGUCCCUCGCACGUGCCAUCAACUCAUCAGACCAAGUCGAGUCAUCACUCUCAUCACUCCAACCCCUCUCCCUCUCGACAACCACCGUCCUCCAAACCCUCCGCCUCAUCACCCACCCUCCCCGCGCUCUCCGCUUCUUCGACUACCUCUCCACCACCAACGCCUUCUCCCACAACCCCCACUCCUUCUUCCUCAUGCUCCACCUCCUCUCCCAAUCCCGCAGCCUCAACGCCGCCCGCAACUUCCUCUUCUCGAUCGAGAAACGCUCCAACGGCUCCGUCAAGCUCCACCCUCGCUUCUUCAACACCUUGAUCAAAUCCUACGCCGACGCAGGCCUCCUCCACGAGUCUCUCUCCCUCUUCCACACCAUGAAGAAGAUGGGAGUCUCUCCUUCCCUCGUCACCUUCAACACUCUCCUCUCUAUCCUCCUCAAACGCGGCAGAACCGGCAUGGCGCUUGAUCUCUUCCGCGAGAUGCGCCGCACCUACGGCGUUAAACCGGAUUGUUACACUUUCAACAUCUUGAUCAACGGGUUUUGCAAAAACUCUAUGGUGGCCCAAGCCUUUAGAGUUUUUAAAGACAUGGAGUGUGUUCCUGAUCUUGUUACUUACAACACCAUCAUCGACGGGCUAUGCAGAGCUGGCAAAGUUAAUACAGCGCAUAACGUGUUGAAAGGGAUGGUUAAGAGAGGUGUGGUGGAGCCCAACGUUGUUAGUUACACCACUCUUGUGAGAGGGUACUGUAUGAAUCGUGAGGUUGAUAAAGCUUUGGCUUUGUUCCGUGAGAUUGAUAAACCGAACGCUGUGAGUUUCAAUACUCUGAUCAAGGGACUCUCCGAGGCUCAGAGGUUUGAUGAGAUCAAGGAGGUUUUGAGAACUAGCGCGUUCGCUCCGGAUAGAUGCACUUUUAAUGUUCUGAUCAAAGCUCAUUGCGAUGGUGGAGAUCUUGACGAAGCCAUGAAGGUGUUUGGAGUGAUGGAGCGUCCUGAUUCGGCUUCUUACAGUGUUUUGAUUCGCGCUCUUUGCUUAAGACAAGAGUUUGAUAGAGCGGAGAGGCUGUUCAAUGAGUUGUAUGACAAGGGAGUGUUGUUGGAGAAGGGUGGAUCGAAGCCUCUCGCCGCGGCGUAUAACCCGAUGUUUGAGUACUUAUGCGCCAACGGGAAGACGAAGCGAGCUGAGAGAGUUUUCAGGCAGCUGAUGAAGAUAGGAGUGCAGGAUCCGCCUUCUUACGGGACUUUGAUCAUGGGACACUGCAGAGAAGGUGGUUUCAAAGGUGGUUACGAGCUGUUGGUUCUGAUGCUGAGGAGGGAGUUUGUGCCUGAUUUUGAAAUCUAUGAGUUACUUAUUGAUGGGCUGUUGAAGACUGGUGAAGCUCUUCUCGCUCACGAUGUCUUGCAAAGAAUGCUGAGGAGCUCUUAUCUUCCCGUUGCAGCCACUUUUCAUUGUGUACUCGGAGAGCUUGUUAGAAGAGAGUUUGCUAACGAGUGUUUUGACUUGGUAAGGAUAAUGUUGGAGAAAGGAAUAAGACAGAGCAUUGAUCUUUCGACGGAUGUUGUCAGAUUGCUGUUUAGAAGUGGUCAGAAGGAUAAGGCGUUUUUGGUUGUUAGGUUGGUUUAUGAGAACGGUUAUGUGGUUAAGAUGGAGGAGUUGAUUGAUUUCUUAUGCGAGAAUAGGAAACUAGUUGAUUCAGCUCAUAGGCUUGUGCUGUUUUGUCUGGAGAAUAAUCAGAUGAUAGAUAUCAGCAGAUGCAACAGAGUCAUAGAAGGGCUGUGUAAGGUUAAGAGACACUCUGAAGCGUUUGGUUUGUAUAAUGAAUUGGUGGAAAUAGGAAAACACCAGGAGCUUAGCUGCCAUGUAGUUUUGAGAAACGCCUUGGAGGCUGCUGGGAAGUUGGAAGAAGUUCACUUUGUGUCAAAGAGGAUGGCUAUGUCAGAUGAUAGCUAUGGACUAAAACAAAGGAUAUCAUCUUAAACUUGGAGCAAUAUGUAUUAAAGAGUUUUGGCAGAGGCUCCCUUUUGUGUUCCAUUCAAGUCCCACAUGAGCAAACUUGGAGACUGAGGUUCUGAAACACAGGUCAUAUCCUGGAUCAAUGACAUGAGAAUCUAGUGCCUGACCAGGUCCUGUCUGAGUAUACUUCAACAGUUAUAGACAUGAACACACAAGUUUGCAGGAUCCCGACUCCGUGAGUACUGAAGAGGAGAAGCAUAAGCAACUAUAUCUUCAUUCUCAUAGUUUUCCAUGGCUUUCAAUGUUAAGGAGAACCAUAUGAUGAUGUAUUAUUGUCAUAAUAUUCAAAGAUUUAUGUUUCUGUUAUCAUAAGAUUGACAUGCUAAUAAUACCAUAAAUCAAGCAUUAAGAGGGUGUCUCUUAUGAAUUAUUUGCUUUGGUUGUUGAAGAUCAUGUAGAUAAACGCCUCUCAUCGUUUCUGUCUCUCCACUUGGAGAAU